This is a messenger RNA of Solanum tuberosum (potato), 483 nucleotides long. RefSeq lists its product as uncharacterized. The record is from RefSeq and is a predicted model, not a curated record. NCBI's taxonomy places the organism in Eukaryota, Viridiplantae, Streptophyta, Magnoliopsida, Solanales, Solanaceae. The coding region runs from base 1 to 483 and encodes 160 amino acids. The transcript has 2 exons.
AUGAAGGAUCUCGGAGAACUCAAAUUCUUCCUAGGUAUUGAUUUCUCUCGAUCCAGCAGGGGUAUUCUGAUGACACAAAAGAAGUAUGCUUUGGAGCUCAUUUCUGAAUCUGGUCUAGGAGGAGCCAAACCUGCCUAUACACCACUAGAAAUGAAUCAAAAACUCACCUCUGUUAAGUAUGAUGAACAUGCAGAUAACACAGGGGCUAAAUGUGAUGAUCUACUUAAAAAUCCUGCAGAGUAUCAAAGACUAUCCCAUAUGGAGGCUGCUCUAAGAGUGGUGAGAUACAUCAAAGAGGUUCCUGGUUCAGGACUAUUAAUGCCAGCCAAACAGACUACACAACUAACUGCUUACUGUGAUUCUGAUUGGGGAGCAUGUGUGGAGACCAGGAGAUCAGUCAUAGGAUAUUUGGUAAAAUUUGGAGAUGCUUUAGUGUCUUGGAAAAUCCAAGAAGCAAGAAACAGUGUCAAGAGGUUCAGCUGA